AUGGUAUGCCUACCAGAGCCACCAACCACAGUCGGUUCUGCUAUUCCAGCUCACACUCCACAUGCUGUUUCUGUGAUGUUCCCGACAUGGCAAGACAAUGUCUAUUAUGAACAAGGCGAUCCAAGAGUGACAUCAAAGAUGGAAUGCGGCUAUCCUCGCUUCUUCAUUCAUCCCUUUAUUCAAAAGUUAUGCACACGCCUCGUCCAGAAAUUCGGUAAGCCAACCGAAGCCGGCAUGUUAUUUCCUUCCCGUAAGGUAGCUGAGCGGUGUCGCAACUUUAUGAAGCGUACCUAUCUACCAGCACAGCAGACAUCCGGGCUGAUACGUAUUGCCGAAUUCGAAAUCGCAUCUGUGGAUGAGACAAGCGAGCUUCAACGAGUCCCUAUGUACAUUGUCCUCUUUCCCAAGGAUGCAUUUCCGGUAGCCAAGCAAUUCUGGCAACAUGCAGGAGAUAAUGUUUCCUCUCGAAUGGCCGAGUAUUGCCUUCGUAUUCUUGAUGCAAACGAUUCUAUUGCUAGCUCUCAAAAUUCGUCAGCCAUGUAUGAACCUAAACGUGGCAACCGUCGCUACGUCCGUGCAUCACAUCCUCACAAUAUCGAAGCACAAUUAAAAAAAGAGACAAAGGAAGAAACAUGCGAGGCAGAACAUUCUGCAUAUGUUGAGGAGAGAUACGGCCGCAACCUGCCUGUCAUCUAUGCCGAUCGGGCCAAACGUGCCCUUCGCCGCCGCAUUGCCGGUGUUCUCACAGAAGCAGAAUCCGGAGAGAUGAUGGAACAAUUUUCACAGACUACAGCUGAAGAUCUUCAGCAUCAACGUCAAUUGAAAGGUGCUCGUGGUAUUCGUGGUGUAUCAGAGGAAGAUGUGUACUUGUUCCCUUGUGGUAUGAGUGCCAUCUUUCACGCACAUCGUCUUGCAUUGGCAGUCGGGGACCAAUCUUUAAAGAGCGUGUGCUUUGGCUUCCCUUACACAGAUACACUCAAGAUUUUGCAAAAGUUUGGUGCUGGUUGCUACUUUUAUGGAAUUGGUGAAGACCACAACAUCGAUGAACUUGAAGAGAGACUCAAAGGCGGCGAGCGUAUUCUCAGUCUCUUCUGUGAGCUGCCUUCGAACCCUCUUCUAAAGUCCCCCAACCUCAAGAGAUUGAGACAGUUGGCUGACGCUUAUAAUUUUUUCAUUGUUGUUGAUGAAACUAUUGGCAACUUCUGCAAUGUUGGAGUUCUUGAAUGGGCCGACAUGGCUGUGAGCAGUCUUACAAAAGUGUUCUCAGGAGACAGCAAUGUUAUGGGUGGAAGUAUGAUUCUGAACCCUAACCGCCAAUUCUAUGACAAGUUGAAAAAAGAACUUGCAAAUGAUUAUGAAGAUAUUGUAUGGGCCGAAGAUGCUGUGUUUUUGGAGAGAAACUCGCGUACAUUUAAAGAAAGAGCAAAGUCUAUCAAUAUUGAUGCUGAGACUCUGUGCGAUUUUUUGAUCAAGCACCCCAAGGUUGUCUCUAUAUUUUAUCCAAAGUAUACUUGUAGAGAAAACUAUGAUGCGGUCAAGACUCCGGAUGGUGGAUAUGGCGGUCUCUUUUCUAUUAUCUUGAAGAGUGAAAAACAUGCUGCUCAAUUCUAUGAUAACCUUGGAUGUGCAAAAGGUCCUUCACUCGGUACCAACUUUACACUCGCCAGUCCUUACACCAUAUUGGCCCAUUUUACAGAACUUGACUGGGCAGAAAAGUUCGGUGUUCCCAAGCAUCUUGUACGUGUUAGUGUUGGUCUUGAGGGAAAGGAGCGUCUGCUGGCCAUGUUCAAAAAGGCUUUGGAUGCUGUGGAUGAUUUAUAAGGGACAAUAGACUUGAAAAAAAAGCUACGAAGAACCUAGACAUCAAACUCUUACCCAAAAAAAAAGAAUUUAUAAAGAAAAAAGGCACUGUAAAUUAUUAGCCAAAUAAAAAUGGAAUUCGAUAUUAAC
This is a messenger RNA of Phycomyces blakesleeanus NRRL 1555(-), 1950 nucleotides long. RefSeq lists its product as hypothetical. Gene Ontology annotation, biological process: transsulfuration. The transcript has 5 exons. The record is from RefSeq and is a predicted model, not a curated record. Gene Ontology annotation, molecular function: cystathionine gamma-synthase activity; pyridoxal phosphate binding. The coding region runs from base 1 to 1821 and encodes 606 amino acids. Lineage: Eukaryota; Fungi; Mucoromycota; Mucoromycetes; Mucorales; Phycomycetaceae.